This is a messenger RNA of Lasiosphaeria miniovina, 3329 nucleotides long. RefSeq lists its product as uncharacterized. The record is from RefSeq and is a predicted model, not a curated record. The transcript is spliced from 3 exons. Gene Ontology annotation, molecular function: catalytic activity; protein binding; ADP binding. NCBI's taxonomy places the organism in Eukaryota, Fungi, Ascomycota, Sordariomycetes, Sordariales, Lasiosphaeriaceae. Gene Ontology annotation, cellular component: kinesin complex. Gene Ontology annotation, biological process: nucleoside metabolic process. The coding region runs from base 205 to 3258 and encodes 1017 amino acids.
GCAACCCCGCUCGGCACGUGCGCGCUUCGAGAGCCUUACCCGCGAGCAUGCUGUGCCGAACGGAUGCCUUGGGCUGGCCGCCCAUUUGCUUGAUCAUCGUAAAAUUCUAGCUACCCCUUGCGAGAGAAACUCGUUAGUCAUGUUCUAGAAACCGGAGAUUCUACGAACUUUUUAGGUAGUGACUCCAAUAUUCCACUCACAACGAUGGCCACCCGGCCGGCAAGCCGCGCUGGCUUCCGUUUCGCCAUAGUCUGCGCAUUGCCCCUCGAAUAUAAUGCGGUCAGCCUCCUCGUCGACGAGUUCUGGGAUAAAAAUGGCGAUCCGUACGGGCGGGCUUCGGGGGACCCUUAUACUUACAGAACCGGACGUAUUGAUGAUAUCAGCAUUGUCCUCGUCCUCCUUCCGAAUAUGGGGAAAGCCAGUGCGGCUAGUGCUGCGGCCAGCGUCCGGUCAAGCUAUCCGAACCUGGAGCUCGCCCUCCUAAUAGGCAUCUGUGGCGGCAUACCCCGUCCUAACGCCAACGAGGAGAUUUUGCUGGGAGAUGUGGUUCUUGCCGGAUCGGUUGUCCAGUACGAUUUGGGCAAACUGUAUCCUGACGGGUUCCAAACAAACAACACCGUGAAAGACAUCAUCAACCCCCCUAAGACAGUCCGCAACUUACUAAGUAUAUUGGAGACCAAUCACCGUCGCGAGGACUUUCAGAGGCGUAUCGCAGUCAUUCUUCAAGAACUACGAAGUGCUGGUCGUCCGAGUCAGUCAGCGAAAUACCAGUUUCCCGGAGCCGCGCUUGACAAGCUCUACCAGUCGCGCUACCGGCACAAACACCAGGUUCCGACCAAUUGCUCUCAAUGUAUGGACCCACAAAAUACCUGCGAGCAGUCCCGUACGCAGACGUGCGACGAACUCAGCUGUAGCGAUACUUUUCUGGUGACGAGGAAACGCGAGCAUGACCCGGAGUCCCCUGCUCCCCUUGUAUUCUUCGGGCGCAUCGGGUCAGCCGAUACAGUAGUCAAGUCCGGUGAAGACCGUGACAGGAUUGCUAAGGAGCACGGCCUCCUCGCAUUCGAGAUGGAAGGUGCUGGAGUUUGGGAUGAGAUCCCUUGCAUUAUUAUCAAGGGUGUCUGCGACUAUGCGGACAGCCACAAAAACAAGCGGUGGCAGGACUACGCGGCGGCGACGGCAGCAUCUACCAUGAAGGCGUUGUUGGAAUUCUAUCCAAAAACAGACGAAAACCGAGCGCUACUAAGACGCCAUUUUAUGGUCCCGCUCGGUCGAAACGAAGGCUUCGUCGGACGUCACUCCAUCCUAGAGCAACUCCUCCAGCGUAUCCCUCCAAAUACGAACAAGGAUAAUUGCCAGCGUACUAUCAUCGAAGGCCUCGGUGGCGUUGGCAAGACUCAAGUGGCUCUCGAGGCAGCUUACCGGGUGUGCCGCGAUCACACAGACUGCUCCAUUUUCUGGGUGCCUGCCGUUGAUACAAUAAGCUUCGAGAACGCCUACCGCAACAUCGGUCAAAAGCUGGGAAUAAGAGGGAUCGAUGACGAUGACGCAGAUGCUAAGUCGCUUGUAAAGAGGGCCCUAGGAGAAAGCUCAGACAGUUGGCUCCUCAUCGUUGACAAUGCCGAUGACAUAGAGCUGGUCUUUGGUAGUCGAGGGUCACCAGGAUUUGCCAACUAUCUCCCAUUUAGUCGCAAUGGCUCAAUACUUCUCACGACGCGAAACCACAAAGUCGCAGCCCGAUUUGACCAGAAAAAUAUCAUUACUUUGGCGCAAAUGAACCAGACUGAAGCAAUAGAGCUGUUACAACAUGGCCGAGGAAACCAAAUUGACAAUACUGAGAGCAUACGGCGCCUAGUAGACUUCCUAGACAACUUGCCUCUUGCAAUCAGACAGGCAUCAGCAUACAUGGCAGAGAUAGGCAUGUCAGCGGCUAUAUACCUUGAUCGCUGCCGCUCGAGUAAUAAGACCUUGAUCCGACUACUCAGCAAGGACUUUAACGACCAGGCCCGGUACGAAAACAUCAAAAAUCCUAUAGCUACUACCUGGCUAAUUUCCUUCGAGCAUAUUACGCGAGACAAUCCGACUGCUGCACGGUAUUUGCGAUUCAUCUGCUUCCUCAACGAAAAAGACAUCCCCUUCUCAUUGCUGCCGCCAGCAGAAGAUGAACUGGAAGUAGACGAAGCGAUUGGCACCUUAAAGGCGUAUGCAUUCAUCAUCCCGCGGGGAAAAGAGUCAUUCGACAUUCACCGACUUGUUCGGUUAGCGAUGCGGAACUGGUUAGAGGAAAAAGGAGAGCUAACGGAAAGCAUAACUAAUGUAAUUCAACGGCUCGCUAUGACAUUCCCCUUCCCAAAACACGAAAAUCGAGAGAUCUGGAUGAAGUAUCUACCACAUAUGCAGAUUAUCUCGGAGUCUCCGGGUUAUUGUACCGAUAAAGAGGCUGAAUCUGAUCUCCUUUUUAAUAUAGCUGGGAGCUAUUAUCAGAUAGCUAAGUACAAAGAGGCUGAGCAGAUGCACUGGCAGGCGCUAGAGCUCAGCGAGAAGGUGCUCGGCCGCGAGCAUCCCUUUACGCUCACUAGCAUGAACAACCUUGGGAGUGUACUCGAGAGCCAGGGCAAGUACGAAGAGGCCGAGCAGAUGCACCGGCAGGCGCUGGAGCUUAAAGAGAAGGUGCUCGGCCGCGAGCAUCCCUCUACGCUCACUAGCAUGAACAACCUUGGGUUUGUACUCAAGAGCCAGGGCAAGUACGAAGAGGCCGAGCAGAUGCACCGGCAAGCGCUGGAGCUCAGAGAGAAGGUGCUCGGCCGCGAGCAUCCCUCUACGCUCACUAGCAUGAACAACCUUGGGCUUGUACUCAAGAGCCAUGGCAAGUACGAAGAGGCCGAGCAGAUGCACCGGCAGGCGCUAGAGCUCAGAGAGAAGGUGCUCGGCCGCGAGCAUCCCGAUACGCUCACUAGCAUGAACAACCUUGGGCUUGUACUCGAGAGCCAGGGGAAGUACGAAGAGGCCGAGCAGAUGCACCGGCAGGCGCUGAAGCUUUACGAGACGGUGCUCGGCCGCGAGCAUCCCUUUACGCUCACUAGCAUGAACAACCUUGGGAAUGUACUCGAGAGCCAGGGCAAGUACGAAGAGGCCGAGCAGAUGCACCGGCAGGCGCUGGAGCUCAGAGAGAAGGUGCUCGGCCGCGACCAUCCGUCUACGGUAAGGAGUAGGAGGAACCUUGCAGGCUGUCUUACAGAAAAAUAUCGUAACUUAUAACCGUGCGGAUGGUUUCACAACUACAUUCGCUCUACUCUUAUAUUUUUCUUUCACAGCGUGCUAUAGGAAGG